GCGGUGCCCCUUCUUCCUGUUGAGUGGACUCUCGGGCCUCCUGCUGAUCUUUAGCCUCUUCGUCGUGGAGGAAACCGCGCCUGCGACCGUGGAUGUGAAGUAUGUGGCUUGUGCCAAGCGCACACUGGGGCACUGGUCCAGGUGUCUGAUCCUGCUGGGCUGCCUCUUCAUCAAGAGCUUCUUCGAUGGCUUGGCUGCUAGCAACGGCUUCGUCCUGCGCCGGGACCUCCACCUGUCCCUUCAUGGGGCCUCGGUCUGCAUCACGCUAAUGGCCUUGGCUGGCGCCUGUGGAUCGUACGUGCCGGCGCGCCUCCCCUUCGGACCUCUGGAAGCUCUGCAGGCUUGCAUGGGACCUUUGCUGCUCUCGGCUGUAUGCCUGGGAGUUGUCGGCGUGCUCCGCAGUGGAAGCCUUCCGUGGUUCAUGGUAGCCACCUGCUACGCGGAGGUUGUGAUCUGGACUCCUUAUGUCUCGGCGCUCUGCCAGUUUACCGAGGGCAUUGAGGACAUCGCCGGCUCUGCUGCCUCCCUGCUCACGGCCCUCUCCUUCCUGGGAAGCUCUUUCGUCUCGCUUUGCGUGGUGGUCCUGGCACAAAGAGGGGGUGCCGGCGGCUUCCUGCUGGCCCUGGCAGCUUUGCUGCUCCUCACCGCCAUCAGCCUCUGGCUUGGUCCCCUGCGGAGCCGUGAUCUUCCAGAGGAGAGAUCUCCAAAAAGGAGCCACUUGGAGAGCGCGCUGACGCCCGAAGGGUACCUCGCCGCCGUGGCCGCAAAGGGGGGCGACUGCAGCCCCAGAAAGGCGCGUGCGCGGCCACCAGAGUCAUAUUCCCCUUAG
This is a messenger RNA of Symbiodinium sp. CCMP2456, 829 nucleotides long. Lineage: Eukaryota; Dinophyceae; Suessiales; Symbiodiniaceae. The record is from the annotation of a GenBank genome assembly.